AUGCUCGUGGACCUCGAGGCAGGCGGAAAACUAGGAUCGCCGUCUGUCGCAGCGGCUGACAGCGGCGACGCCCCUGAACGUCGCCUCAUCGUAGCGGAUCGCCGAUCAGGCAUCAGGUUCCUGGUGGACACCGGCGCCAACGUGUCCGUCUUACCAGCAUCCCGCCUGGAUCGUUGUCGUCAGCCUGGAGCACCGCUUUUAGCUGCCAACGGUUCCACUAUCUCCACAUACGGAGAGAAGAAGGUCGAGUUGGACUUCGGGCUCAGACGCUCCUUCCCUUGGACAUUUACCAUCACCGACGUCACCAAGGCCAUCGUUGGGAACGAUUUCCUCGAGCAGUUCCACUUAUUGCCAGAUGUGCGCACGCACAAGCUGGUGGACGGCAAGACGUUACUGAGCAUUAAUUGUCGUGUGUGCUCUUCCAGGGUCUCCACCAUCAGCCGCAUAACCCGGAGCGACGAUUUUCGCGCUGUUCUAGCCGAUUUUCCUACGCUCCAGAGCAGUACCUGGACUCCGGUCAACAGGGUGGCACAUAGUGUGGUGCACCCCAUCGAAACCACUACCGUUGACGGCUCGUGCACGGCGACUGGACCCGGAGAAACUUAA
Osmia lignaria (orchard mason bee) is the source of this 606-nucleotide messenger RNA. The record is from RefSeq and is a predicted model, not a curated record. NCBI's taxonomy places the organism in Eukaryota, Metazoa, Arthropoda, Insecta, Hymenoptera, Megachilidae.